AUGGAUAAUGCCAACCUGUGGACUCGUCGAGCAAACUCCUCCAAACUGUCUUUGUCCAUGUCCGGAACCGACGGCAAGGACGGUGCCCGCGUCGAGAUGCCCCGCUCAUCCAAACGUUUCGGCCCAGACAGCUCCCACGGCCGUUCCAAUCCCUUUAACGCAGUAUCCCCAAUGUCGACAGGGGUCUCUUCCCCCUCCACCAAUGCCUCAUCCGCCUUCGGCCUAGGCUCGGGUGCAUUCGCCUCGUUUGGCACUCCCAAGUCAGAUGUGAAGACCCCCGGCGAGAAGCGCGAUGCUUCCGCAGAGCAGGAGGAGGCUAUGCGAGCCAAAACACUGGCCCAGGCUUCUAUGCCCGGGCCUGGGGAGCACCCGCUCAAGUCGACUUGGAUCGUUUGGUACCGCCCGCCCACACCCAAGUACUCGGACUAUGAGAAGUCGACGGUGCCGCUGGCGUCGAUAUCGUCGGUAGAGAGCUUCUGGGCUGUAUACUCGCAUCUCAAGCGGCCGUCGCUGCUGCCGACAGUAUCGGACUACCAUAUCUUCAAGAAGGGCAUUCGGCCUGUCUGGGAAGAUGAGGCGAAUAAGCGCGGCGGCAAGUGGAUUGUGCGACUGAAGAAAGGUGUGGCAGACCGGUACUGGGAAGAUCUAUUGCUGGCGAUGGUGGGUGACCAGUUUGCCGAGGCUGGGGAUGAAGUCUGCGGUGCCGUGCUGAGCGUGCGAGGUGGUGAGGAUGUGUUGAGUGUAUGGACACGGAUUGAUGGGGGGCGGAACAUCAAGAUCAGAGAAACUAUCAAGCGUCUGCUCGCCUUCCCGCUCGACACCAACAUCAUCUGGAAGAGUCACGAUGAUAGCAUCGCCCAGCGCUCCGCCAUUGAUCAAGCUCGUCACGAAAAAGCCACUUCCGCUAACCCCGGAACUCACUUGGGCUCUGAGCGGCGGCGUGCCGGCCAUGAUGAUUCAGAGAAGGCCUCAUAA
Molecule: messenger RNA, 975 nt
Organism: Penicillium longicatenatum
Lineage: Eukaryota; Fungi; Ascomycota; Eurotiomycetes; Eurotiales; Aspergillaceae
Product: eukaryotic translation initiation factor 4E
Exons: 3
Coding region: 1-975 (324 amino acids)
Biological process (GO): translational initiation
Cellular component (GO): cytoplasm; eukaryotic translation initiation factor 4F complex
Molecular function (GO): translation initiation factor activity; RNA 7-methylguanosine cap binding
Source: RefSeq, a predicted model, not a curated record